Messenger RNA from Scheffersomyces stipitis CBS 6054, 1773 nucleotides. It is a transcript of the gene PSP1, whose product is annotated as Psp1p. The transcript is spliced from 2 exons. NCBI's taxonomy places the organism in Eukaryota, Fungi, Ascomycota, Pichiomycetes, Serinales, Debaryomycetaceae. The annotation marks the transcript as partial. Gene Ontology annotation, cellular component: cytoplasm. The record is from RefSeq and is a predicted model, not a curated record.
GACUCGUUCGCUUUGCCCAUCGAGCUUCAAGGUGGAAUCGGUACCAUUUCAUCCAGAAGACCUUCGUACGCCGCUGAAUCGUUCACAAGAUCCAAUUUCCAGCCGUUGGUUGGCUCCGGUAUCGGAAGCAACAACACGAACGCCAACUACAAGUCUCCCCAGUUGGGCCCUACAGCCUCUUCCUUUUAUGGUAGCAACAACAGUAGUGGCAACAACGGUAACAGCAACAAUAACAAUAAACAGUUAUCAUCUUAUGCUAUGUUUAACAACUAUAACCAGAGCUUCAACUUUGACCAGUUCAACGAUGCCUUUGCCAACAACUUCAAUCUCAACUCCAACUUCAAUGACUUCCAAGCCAGAAGACCCAGCCAAUUGGUCGAGUUCCAGCAGCAACAGCAGUACUCCGUGAAUCCAUAUCUCCAUCCACAGUCUCAACCACUCCAGACCAUCCAGCAGAACCAGAAUUCGGCUCAAUUCAAACAAUCUAUCAAGUUGGAAAAUGGGCUCAUUCUUAAGGACCAAUACAUCAUUGCUUCUCCAGAUUUGAAGAAUCAGUAUCUCAAGACUACCAAGUAUUUCCAAGAUCCUCAUAUCACCAAUGAGGUCUUGACAAAGUUGAACGACUUGUUAUCUCUUCCUGUAGUUGUGAAGCUCAUUACCUUCAUCAAGAACUUGAAUAAUCUCACCUUUAACCACAAGAUCUUGUGCCUUGUGAUCAACAAGAACGGUAAAUUUGACUUGCUCUCGUAUCCCAAUAAUUCCAAUAUCUUCUUGCAACGCGACGACUUAGUCAUAGUAGACGGAGAUAGAGGAAAGGAUUUGGUGAUGAUAGUAGAGCCUUUAGUUAAUCUUAAUUUUGCUAUUCUUUUCAACUUCUUGAAGAAAUUGGAGCAUUUAAAGAGCUUAACCAUUAACGAUUCCAACUCCAACCACCAUAACCCAGGUCAGAAGAUCAAUGGUACUCACUCCACCUCGUUGAAUGCGUCGGCAAUCAUCAAUUCACACCUGAAUGAAGACAACGAGUUCAUUAUUACUUUGCCUACCAAACAAGUUCUUAGAUUCGCUACACCUAAAGAGAUUCACAAGAUCAGUGGCAAGUUUUUAGAAGAGAAGAAAGCUUUUAUUACUUGCUUCAACAAGAUCAAGGAAUUGAAUCUACAAUCCAAUUUGACGUUGAUUAACGUCGAAUACCAAUCGGACUUCAAGAAGUUGAUCUUCUACUACUUUGCCAACUUCAAGAGAAUUGACUUCCGUGGUUUGAUCAAGGAAUUAUUCAAGAUCUACAAAACAAGAAUUUGGUUAUGCGCUGUAUUGCCUUACGAUAAACCAGAGCUCUAUGUUACCAUGUCCAAAGAAGAGGCUGAAACGAAGAAAGCAGAAAAGUUGAAGAAGGAAAAGGAAUCUAAAGACGAGGACGACGACAAUUUGAUUCCUAGCGAAUAUGAAUUGUCCAAUGAACAAAUUUUGAACUUCUCUAUCAAUGAGUUUGAGAACUUAUCGAGUCCCAACUACUUCCACCUGAUCAAUUUGUUGAAUUUGAUUGAACACUUAUCAAACGAACUCCCAGGAUACUUCUAUGGUUUUAACAAUUCUUCUGUCUCCACAGGUGGAAACAACAUUGAUAAUAGUGGUCCUAGAAAUGCAAAAGGAAAAGGAUCUUCUCCUACCUAUUCAGCUAAAGCUUCAAACAGUGCAACUGGAGAACAUAGUAAAAUCUUGCCCAGCUUUAAUCCAUUUGGCGACAAUGUCUCCAUAAACCCCAACUACCAAUAA